Molecule: messenger RNA, 2683 nt
Organism: Scomber scombrus (Atlantic mackerel)
Lineage: Eukaryota; Metazoa; Chordata; Actinopteri; Scombriformes; Scombridae
Gene: cdip1
Product: cell death-inducing p53 target 1
Exons: 6
Coding region: 176-793 (205 amino acids)
Biological process (GO): tumor necrosis factor-mediated signaling pathway; intrinsic apoptotic signaling pathway in response to DNA damage by p53 class mediator
Molecular function (GO): zinc ion binding
Source: RefSeq, a predicted model, not a curated record
AGGGUCGGCACUGUUGACGUCUAACAGCUUCAGUUACACCGCGGGCAGGCUGCAUCUCCCCCCCUAUAAAAACAGGUUUUUGGUACAUUUGACAAUCUCCUCAGGUGGACUCUUUCUUUUUCCAGUGACACCAGAGUGAAGGCCCAAAGGAGAGCUGUCCAGAUAUCCGGCCAGUAUGUCCAGUGAUCCUCCUCCUCCGUACCCCGGAGGUCCUAGUGCUCCACUCAUUGAAGAGAAGAAUGGACAACCUGAAACGGCUCCUAUAAGAACUGCUCCUCAACAGGGACAGCCGUUGCCUCCAGACUAUGGUCCUCCACCCUAUGAGGCCCCACAUCUAGGCUUUCUCCCCCCACAUGUUCCUGGAGAGGGGCCCAUGCCCAUGCCUAUGCCAAUGCCGCCACCACCCCAAGGUGGUCCCUACCCACCACCACACUAUCCUCACCCUAUUCCAGGACAGAUGGGCCCUGGUCCCGGUCACUUUGUCCACAUGGGAGGUCACACGGCGACCGUCCUUGCUCCUCCAGGAGCAGCCACCACUGUGACUGUACUGCAGGGGGAAAUGUUCCAGACCACACCGGUGCAGACCGUGUGUCCGCACUGUCAGCAGGCAAUCGUCACCCGCAUCUCCCACGAUGUUGGCCUCAUGAACACACUCUUCUGCCUCUUCUGCUUCUUUGUUGGGUGUGAUCUCGGCUGCUGCUUGAUUCCCUGUCUGAUUGAUGACCUCAAGGAUGUGACACACACCUGCCCUUACUGUAAGGGUUACAUUUACACAUACAAGCGUAUAUGCUAACCACCGACAGCUGUAUGCUACAGAGACAUGUUCAAGCACAAAACAUAAAAUAUCACAGCUCCUCCUGCUGGUAGUGACAGGCUUCUCACCCCAUUUUUGCAAAGUGUUGUGUAGCCCUCUUUAAUUUGUAAGUGCAGUUUUCUCAUUAGUUCACUGAAUAUUUACUGUAUAUAUCUUUCAGCGUAAUACUUUAAUGUAUAAACAUGCAUUUGAAAUGUACAAAUAUCUCACUGAACUUCAGAAGACUUAGGGCACUAAAACAUCCACAGAGAUGGAUAGGCAGCAGAUAUACAGGUGCAUCCUGUGUAAAACUGGAUAAAAUGCUUGUAAUUUAACGCUUGUAAAUGAAAAAAAAAUGGAAAAAAACCAGCGGAUAGACAAAUAGCCUCAGUUAGGGAAAGCUGUGAAAAUUGUCACUUUAUUUGAACUCAUCUGUGAAUCAUGCUGAAAAGCAAGCCAAUUGAAGUUAAAAUCCACCAGGUUAGCAUUUGUUUUUUCUGUAUAUUUAUUUUGAAUAUUUUAUCCAAUAUUUUAACGAGUUAAUAUUGAAAACUGUGAACAUUUUCGUCCAUGUCUGAUAAUUUUGUUCUAACGGACCUAGUUUUUUCCUUUUAUCAUAAUCUUUUCUUUUUUUUUCUCGAAUGUGUGCAAUCAGAUUUUCAUCUUGCUUGUUUGGGAACGCCCAAGAUCGCUUCUUUUUUCUCUCCUUCUUUUAUUAUUCUGGGCUUCAGUAAGUGGUCCCAAAAUGUUACGUGAUUUACAGUUGAGCUGUUACGCAUCAGUGCCCUCUGUCCAUAUUGCUUAUUUAAUAAAGCCAACAUUUGCACUUUAUGUUGAAAUUCACAUCUGAUGCAAAAAAUAAACCUCAGCUAAUCCUUUCUUUGAGAUAUUAUGACAUUGAGGAGGUAAAAAAAAAAGUGAUUUAAAAUGUCAUCUUAUACGUAAAAGCAGUGUGUAUUUUUUUGGCUUUUACUGGGUUUAAGUUGGGUUUGGCGUUAACUAAGUGAAUCCCACCACACAUGCAAAUAUUCAAAUUAUAGCAUAGGCAAAGUAGAGCUGACAUGCAUAGGGUGUGUUACUGUUACUGGUGGAGAUGACGCUGCGUGACAUCAGUGGUCUUGCGUCCUCUCUCUGGCCGUAUAAUCGAGUGUUUUUGGAGUUUUAUGCAUCAGCCCGAUACACCGCUCCACACUAGAUCACCUACUCAUUGAAACUGUUGGCUGCUUAUUUGUCGGUGGCACAGUAAACAGGUAGCUAGUUUAAAAUAGAAAAAAAACAAGUACAUUGGCAAAAAAGCACCAGUGGUGGCAGGAUCAUCACAUACGUUUUAUAGCUUCUCUAAUAUUGUGUCAGCCCUUUAAGAUUACCCGCAUUGCUCAAAUGCAUGUUAGAUAAUGAGGGCAGAUGUCUUUUGACUAAUUCUAUAAUUACGAAAAUAUAGUAUAAUCUCUGCUAGGAAUAAGCUAUAAAUAAUUGAUUGUAUGAGACAUCUUGCAAAGUUACAUAGUGAUUCCAUCGUUAAUACUAACAAAGCAUCUUUCCACCACAGCAUGCCCCAUCCGCUUUUCUCUUCACGAGAGUGCAGAGUUCGGCUGCAUGAGCCACACGUCUCAAUAAAUAACUCUCACGGGCUAGUUCCUUGACUCUAUGUGCAUUUAAUUUCUUUUGUUUUUUUUUCCUUGAGGCUAAACUAAGCUGUGCAAAGAAAGUCAAUUUUGAGUUUGAAGGACUGCAGUGAACUUUUAAUACGAAGUACUCUAUGCCAUUGUUGUGGAUGAUUCUGGUCUGCAUUGCUCUCUAAAUGUCUGUGAUAUGUAUAACUAUGUAAGUCAAAAAUUUGUUUGACUGUUGUAUACAGGUACUAUUUUAUCAAUAAAAGUCAGAACAUGA